AUGGGCAGCUUGAAACAUGUAGAAGCUGGGAAAUUAGAAAUGACUAAGGAGAUAUAUCGAUUGGCCAAUCUGAGUGUGCGGCUAUAUGAUACAGGUGACCAGGGUGUAGUAGUCCAAAAUAUUGCGGGGUCAUCACUGGUAGAUGAGGUUAAAGCUGAACACCAGAAACCUGGAGGGAUACUUCAUAAUAUUGAGAUUCCAACUUGGAAAUGGGAAUCGAUUAAUAUGGAUUUCAUUACAGGAUUGCCCAAUUCUCACCGGAAGUUCAAUUCAAUUUGGGUCAUUAUGGGUAGGCUGACGAAAUCAGCUCACUUUCUCCCAGUUAGGACCACCUAUUCAGUUGAAGACUAUGCGAGACUGUAUAUCAAGGAAAUAGUUCGGCUACAUGGAGUUCCGCUUUCUAUUAUAUCUGAUAGAGGUUCCCAAUUUACAGCUAAUUUCUGGAGUUAUUAUGCCGAUAUUCAAAUGGCACCCUAUGAGGCACUAUAUGGGAGGAAAUGCAGAUCUCCUAUUGGCUGGUUUGAUGUUGGCGAGACAAAGUUGCUAGGACCUGAAUUGCUACAACAAGCUAUAGAAAAGGGUGUAAUGAGAUUUGGCAAGAAGGGAAAACUCAGACCUAGAUAUAUCGGGCCAUAUCAGAUUGUUCAGAGAAUUGGACGAGUAGCCUACAAACUUGACUUGCCACCGAAAUUAGACGCAAUCCAUCCGGUAUUUCACGUUUCCAUGCUUCGCAAAUUUUUAGGUGAUCCUUCUUGCAUCAGCCCUAUUGAGGAUAUUCAAGCUACCGAGGACUUGUCAUAUGAAGAAAUACCUAUUGCCAUUCUUGACCGUCAAAUCCGUAAGCUACGGACUAAAGAGGUAGCCUCAGUAAAAGUACUUUGGAGGAACAAUAAUGUAGAGGAAAUGACAUGGGAGGCCAAGGAGGACAUGAAGUCCAAAUACCUUCAUUUAUUUGAGUCUUCAGGUGAUAUGCUUGAGACAAAUAUGGCAGGUGUUGCAUAG
Nicotiana tabacum (common tobacco) is the source of this 1002-nucleotide messenger RNA. Lineage: Eukaryota; Viridiplantae; Streptophyta; Magnoliopsida; Solanales; Solanaceae. The record is from RefSeq and is a predicted model, not a curated record.